GUCUUUGUUACUGUAGUUGUUGACCUGAAACUUGCGGAGAAGGAGUUGCAGAAAGAGAUCGAAUGGGAAUAAUCAAGAGCUGUUUCUCGUUCAUUGUUGGAUCAGCUUUUGGCGUAUACUUGGCUCAGAACUACAACGUUCCUAAUAUUCGGAAGCUCACUAAUACUGGUAUGGUUGUCGCCAAGCACGUCGAGGAGAACUACCGCAAACCCAAAAAAGACGAUCCCCAAUGAUCUCUUCAUUAAGAAGGAUUGGAAUGUGAGGUGAAGGGGGUGAGCUGUAGAGAGAAGCAUGUGGAGGUGUUAAGCAUAGUUUAGUUAACUCUGUCAUUUGUUGCAGAGAUUUGAUUUCACAAGCAAGCUUGAUUAAGAAUACAUGUUCUGGGAUCCCAUGGAAGUCCUCAGUGGUGGUGUGGUGGCUUGCUGGUUUUGUAGCUUUCAUUCUUUGUUUUGAUCACUUACUCACUAAACUCAUCAGUGUUGUAUACUUUUUCUUUUUUCUUUUGCUCAAGAUGUAAUAACUUCACUUCAGCUUUAGCCAACAAACAUCUUGGUUACAUUAUUUAUGAUUAAAGGUCAUACAUAACUCUUCUUCUUUUA
Molecule: messenger RNA, 599 nt
Organism: Capsella rubella
Lineage: Eukaryota; Viridiplantae; Streptophyta; Magnoliopsida; Brassicales; Brassicaceae
Exons: 2
Coding region: 63-233 (56 amino acids)
Source: RefSeq, a predicted model, not a curated record